Salarias fasciatus (jewelled blenny) is the source of this 1464-nucleotide messenger RNA. It is a transcript of the gene sumf2, whose product is annotated as sulfatase modifying factor 2. Lineage: Eukaryota; Metazoa; Chordata; Actinopteri; Blenniiformes; Blenniidae. The record is from RefSeq and is a predicted model, not a curated record. Bases 154 to 1041 code for a protein of 295 amino acids. Gene Ontology annotation, cellular component: endoplasmic reticulum. The transcript is spliced from 9 exons.
UUUAUGGUUGCACCAUUUUCCCAGAGGAAAGGAUGGAUAAAAGAAGAAUAUCUAACAUAUAGAAGUUUAUAUUCGGUUUAAUGUUAAACGUCGCGUUUCCUCCUGGUUUCCUGUCGAUGUUCUUUUAAACCUUCUUGGUGAAAAUCACCGCUAAUGGCGUCGUGGCUGCUUCCGGUGCUCCUGCUGUCAGUGGCGGCUGCGGAGGAGAUGCUGGACAUCCCGGGAGGAAGCCUGCUGAUGGGAACCAGCGCGGCCGACGGGAGGGACGGGGAGUCCCCGGCCAGAGAGGUCCCGGUCCUGCCGUUCAGGAUGGACAGAUACCCGGUGACCAACUCCGACUUCAGAGAGUUUGUCCGAGCCGAGAAGUAUAAAACUGAAGCGGAGACGUUUGGUUGGAGUUUUGUGUUUCAGGACUUCGUGUCAGAUGAGCUGAAAAGCAAAGUCACGCAGAGGAUCGAGUCUGCUCCGUGGUGGCUGCCGGUAGAGCGGGUGUCCUGGAGACAGCCCUCAGGACCCGGCUCGGGGAUCCGCGAGCGCCUGGACUUCCCGGUGGUUCAGGUGAGCUGGAAUGACGCCCUGGCCUUCUGCCGCUGGAAAGACAAGAGGCUGCCGACGGAGGAGGAGUGGGAGUGGGCGGCGCGCGGCGGGCUGCAAGGCCGGACGUAUCCGUGGGGAAAUAAGUUCCAGGCCAACAGAAGCAACCUGUGGCAGGGCUCGUUUCCAGAUCAAGACGCAGCAGAGGACGGCUAUCACGGCGUCUCUCCCGUCGCAGCGUUUCCUCCUCAGAAUAGUUACGGGCUGUACGACAUGAUGGGGAACACGUGGGAGUGGACGUCCUCGCCGUUUCCGUCCGCCCGGCAGAUGUUCGUGCUGCGCGGGGCGUCCUGGAUCGACACGGUGGACGGCUCGGCCAAUCACAAGGCUCGGGUCACGACCCGGAUGGGAAACACUCCCGACUCCGCCUCGGAUAACCUGGGGUUCAGAUGCGCCGCCGACGCCGCGCAGAAACAGCAGAGGACCAAAGACAAGGCAGAACUGUAGAAACAAGAAGAGUUCACGUGAGCCUGGAGAGAGUCUUUAAUUACAUGACUAAAUAAAAGAGACCAGUUCAGAAAGAGUGACAGCGACACAGUGAUGAAUAAAAUGACGGUGGCAGAGUGUAUUUCUCCUGUGGAGAACAUCUCGGUGUAUAAGGAUCAAUAAAUGAAUCAUUUUCAGAAAAGGUUCAUCUCCAUCUCAUUCUGCUCAUGCUCAGUCCAAACAGAGACUGUUUCAUGUCUGUUUUCUUUUCUUCCACAUUCAUCAGCGAGUCCUUUCAGCGCCUCUCUUUGACAGCAGCAGCCGGUCGUCUCCCGUCACGCUGGAUCAGUCUUUUGUCGAGUGGUUGUACGUGACCGGAGAGUAGAUGUGUCCUUUAGUGAAGCAGAGGCUUCUCUAAUGUUGUCCUUCUCAAUCUGUUUACUU